UCUAUUAUUAUCAUUAUGGUACUGGGAGGACUGAGCGCAGGCUCGUUACAAGGAGCUCCAUCAAUCUCUGUGUACUAUUGUUGGAUAGAAUAAGGAAGGGAGCCCCUCACUGACAGACUUGGACUGCUGUAUCAUAAAAAAAAAUGGAGAAACUUGAAGGCUAUUACUUUUCUGCUCUGUUUAGUGGCGGUUUUCUUCUAUCCAGCCUACUGUUCUCAAAAAUCACACGAGAACAGAGAGACCCAUACAUGGAUGAAGUCUUCCACAUCCCCCAAGCUCAGCAAUACUGCCAGGGACACUUUAAUCAGUGGGAUCCCAUGAUCACAACCUUACCUGGCCUGUAUCUGACUUCUGUGGGUAUUGUAAAACCUGCUGCCUGGUUGUUUGGCUGGAGCAAGAAUGUUGUCUGCUCCUCCGGAAUGCUGCGAUUUAUUAACCUUCUGUUCAGUCUGGGCAACUUGUACAUGUUCUAUUUAAUCCUUAACAAGUUGCACACAAAGGUUUCCGUUAUGAAGAAAAUAUUAUUCACCUUUACACUUUAUGUAUUUCCCACUUUAUAUUUUUUCACAUUCCUCUACUACACGGAUGCAGGAUCUACAUUUUUUGUCCUUUUCACUUAUUUAAUGUGCCUCUAUGGUAAUCAUAAAAGCGCAGCUCUUCUAGGGCUUUGUGCAUUUUGUUUUCGGCAGACAAACAUCAUCUGGAUUAUUUUCUGUGUUGGACAUAUUAUAGCUGAAAAGGUGACAGAAGCUUGGAGGACACAACUGAAGAAGACCGAUGAAAAAGUCUCCCCUAAAGGUGCAUUUUCCGAAGCGGCAGCAGCUGUAAAAUUCCUCAUCCAAUACUCUUUGUAUCCGAAGAACAUACUGACACUCUUGAGGUUAACCUGGCCAUAUAUCAUCUUGGUUCUAGGUUUCCUAGUUUUUAUUGGAAUCAAUGGUGGUAUUGUGAUAGGUGACAGAAGCAAUCACGAGGCCUGUUUGAAUUUCCCCCAGCUCUUUUAUUUUUUUGCCUUUACAAUGGUAUUUUCCUUUCCAGUCCUAAUUUCAGCUCAGAAAUGUGCAGACUUUCUCAAGUCAGUUUGGAAACAUCCUUUUCUAUACACAUUAGUAGCUUGCCUUUCCCUGUUUUUAAUAUGGAAGUUCACUUAUGUUCACAAAUACUUAAUUGCUGAUAAUCGACAUUACACAUUUUACAUUUGGAAAAAAAUAUUCCAGAGACAUGAAUUGGUCAGAUAUUUGUUGGUUCCUGGAUAUCUAUUUGCAGCUUGGAGCUUUGUAGAUGCUCUUAAGUCCAAGUCCAUACUGUGGCUCCUGAUGUUCUUUAUGUGUAUAUUGGGUACUACUAUUCCUCAGAAGCUAAUGGAGUUCCGGUAUUUUAUCCUGCCCUACCUUAUCUUUAAAGUAAAUGCACCAAUUCCAUCUGUAGGCAAGCUACUACUAGAGUUGUUACUCUAUGUUACUGUCAACGUAUUUACAUUCCACUUGUUCUUGAAUAAAACUUUUCUUUGGCCUGAUAGUGAAGACACCCAAAGAUUCAUGUGGUAAAUGCUGUCUGGUAAACAAAUCAAACUGCAUCAUCUCACAAAGUUUUUGAUUACAGUUAACAAAACAUGUUCUGAUUUAGGGAUUUAAAAAGGGCCAAAAUAGAUUUAUACUUUACAAAAAAAGUAAAAUGGUGAACCCCAGUAAAGAAGAGUGCCUCAACCUACUGAUUGAGCCAUUGCAGCCACCAUGGUUUACAGGUGCAAUACAAUUUCGAGAAACUAGAAUCCCAGAUGGGCUCACUGUUGCCAAAUGCAUAUGCAGAACUACAUAAUUGCACUCCCAAUGCAACAAAUGGCAAUUAAACUUGCUUUAUGUGUAAAUAGGUAAUUAAAUGUGAGUUUAGAAUGUAAACAUACCUUAAAAAAAAAAAA
Rana temporaria (common frog) is the source of this 1918-nucleotide messenger RNA. It is a transcript of the gene ALG10, whose product is annotated as ALG10 alpha-1,2-glucosyltransferase. Gene Ontology annotation, cellular component: endoplasmic reticulum. NCBI's taxonomy places the organism in Eukaryota, Metazoa, Chordata, Amphibia, Anura, Ranidae. Bases 144 to 1547 code for a protein of 467 amino acids. The transcript has 4 exons. Gene Ontology annotation, biological process: protein N-linked glycosylation; dolichol-linked oligosaccharide biosynthetic process. The record is from RefSeq and is a predicted model, not a curated record. Gene Ontology annotation, molecular function: dolichyl pyrophosphate Glc2Man9GlcNAc2 alpha-1,2-glucosyltransferase activity.